UGGUGCACGGACAGUUUUGAAUUUUAACAUUGUGUUCUGGCUAUGCAGAUUUCUUGAUUUUGGAUUUCUGGACAAAAAAUUUGUCGCGGCAGCUUUUGGGAAUUCUCAGCCACACAUGGACGAUAUUCUUAGUCUCUUAUUUCGAGUGAUCCGUGCGCACGGACGUUGUAUUUGGGAGCGAAUUUUGCCGCGCAUCGCAAGCUAACAUUCAGUUUUUUUAAUACUUAACAUGGCUGACACUCAAUAAUGAAGAGGAAACCACUUAGUGUUGUUGACUGUCGUAACAUGAAGGUUUUAGGUUGUGGCACAAAAUUGUAGCAGCUUGUUAAGAGACCAUUACUGUGUGUGUCCUGUAUAUACCGCAAAAAUUCAUAAUGUCUGUCCAGGGAGCCAAGAAAAAGGAAUCUGAUGAAAGUCCUGCAGCACCAGACAGUACAACAAAGGAGCGUUGCUGUUUCACUGAAGGUGAAGAUGUACUACUGCAGCAGAAGGAUGGCCGUUAUUAUUUAGGAACAGUCGUUGAGGUUGAUCUGUCAGCAGAAAAAUGUUUGGUGAAAUUUGGGGACAACACUGAGAGUUGGUCAUCUUUUAAAGACUUGGCAAAAUUAUCACAUCCAGAUUCCUCAAACAUUCUAUGUGUAAUCUGCAAAAAAUCUACUCCAAAAUCAGAUAAUGAGAUAAUUGUAUGUGACAAAUGUGGUCGUGGUUAUCAUCAACUGUGCCACCAACCUCAUGUAGCCAAAGAUUGCUCUGAAUCAGAUUCUGAAUGGAUCUGUAAGAGGUGCCUGGAGAACAUGCCAGCUAAAGUAAGGGAUAGUAAAAGUACAAAAAAGGACACAGUUCGAAAAGUGUCAGGCCUGUCAGCAGUUUCCAGGCAAGAUAUUCAACCAAAUCAGACUGACAAACACAAACUACCUUAUGAUCCAGAUGUUCUGACGUGGGAUUCUGCUCAUCGGGUUAACUUGGAACAACGAUAUUGUUACUGUGGAGACAGUGGAGAAUGGUUUAUGCAGAUGUUACAGUGUGGGCGUUGCCAACAGUGGUUUCAUGAAAGAUGUGUACGCUGUUUGCAGUAUCCUCUUUUUUGUGGAGAUAGGUUUUAUGUAUUUGUUUGUUCAUUAUGUAACCACGGAAAGGAGUUUGUGAGACGGCUUGAGAUGAAAUGGGUUGACAUAAUACAUUUGACGCUAUUUAAUCUAACCGUGUAUAACGCCAAGAAAUACUAUGAUCUAGAUACUACUAUAGUUCCAUAUGUUAACAACAACUGGACCGCAUUUCAGCUUCCACCAAAGAUCCUCGAUAUAGGUGUAGAAGAAAGGAGAGACAACAUACUAUCAGUAUUGACUAAUAAUAGAAAUAGGUUCAAAUGUGGCCGUGAGAUAAAGAAACGAACAACGAUUUGGGGUCUUCGUGUACGUGUUCCUCCACCUGCACCAACAUUUACACUGCCAAGUGUUCGACCAGUCAGUGAUGCUGUAUUAAAGGAGCGCUGGAUGGGAAACAAGCGGUUAAAAUUCCUUCCACCCUCACUAAGUGCACUUGUGUCAGGAAAAUGCCACCUUGGUAAAGGAUUUUGUCACAGUGAAAACUCUUCAGGCAGCAAUCAAAAUUCCAUUAAGACUGGAGGGUCAGCAAAUUCAAACUCCAAAGAUAUUUCACCAUCUUGUACAAAUGAUGGCCACCCCACUACAAAUGGACUGCCACCUACACCAGGAAUUAAGAUAUUACAUAUUAAUUCCAUGUCUGAUGCAAGACAUACAGCAAGUGAAAAGGUUUCAGCAAGAAACUCUGAUCGCUAUAGUGGUGGUGGUUUUGUCAAGAAGUCAUCUUCUUUGUCUCCUGCAAAUCGGUAUACACUUCAGCAGACUCUUCUAAGGCGAAGGCAUAAAAACCUAAGAGGCUGUGUUGUUCAAACACAGAAAGAAAGGUUGUUGAGGCGGCGGCGGCAUAAACAGCAACAGAUAGAGAACCAUGCAAAGAAUUUUACUGCCCGUAAAGCUCGGAAAUUGCUUAAGAAUGCAAUUGCACAGAGUCAGAAAUGCAGCCAGGAAUUACCACCUACACCUCCGUCCUCAUCAACUCCAGACACACCUCAAGCUGUUCCAUCAGCUGCAUCUUCAUCAUCAUCCACAGUUACAACUCCAGUGCCAACUGAAUCAUCAGCUGCAGGUCCUGGCUCUCAAACAGUUCCACCAACAGAAAUUUCGUUUGUUCCUCCUUCAACUCCUGGGGAUACCAGUGGUGAUGAAACCUCAUCCCGGGGAACACUGGACUCGUUUAUUCCACCGCCAAAAGAUUUUGAGGGGAAAAAUAAUCCAUUUCACAGCUUAACUGAGCUUCUUGCAGCACCAAGUGGUUUGAAUGUUUCUGGGAGUUUGUUUAGUUCCUGUGCAACACAGAACUCUCAGAAUAUAAAUCCAAUUACACUUCCUCUUCCUCUCAAUCCAGUUCUCCCCCAUCCAUUGCCCCCACGACCUGCCAAAAGGCAGUUAAGUGAGAAAGAUAUUAGAAUAGAUAGAAAUGGUGAAGUGAAGAGGCGUAGGCAUCGUCGCAGUCGUUUGGGUUCAGUUAGUGGAAGCUCUGUGCAAUCUUUAGCAAAUUCAUCUGGAGGAACAGCAAGUAAAACAGCGGCCUAUGUUCCAACGCGUCCAGAUCAAGCUGUAAAACCAAAUGAUGUAUGGUCUAGUGGCAUGACUUCAGUACGCUCAUUGCGAAGCAUGUAUUCGAGCAGUAGUGGUGGGCCAUCAUCUUCCAGCAGUGUCAAUGGUGGUCAGAUUAGUAGCUGUAUGGACUAUGCAUUAAAUGGAAGGCGUUUGAGAGCAACACAGAGACAAGAAACAAAAGUCAGUGAUAAAAAAUUAGUUUCUCAGUCUGCAUCUUUAAAAUCUUCACCAGUGAAACAAAACCCUGUACAGAUAUCUAUGGAUGAUCUCAAAUCAUCAGUCAAUAUAUAUUUCGGUGCAGCAAAUCGAAUUGCUGCUGGAGAGAAGUUCACAAUUAGAGCUAAGAGGACUACUCCAAUGGGUAAGACACAGUAUCUUAUUGAGUGGGAAGGUCCUUCUGCGUAAUAGUUAAAGUGAAAUGAAUAAAAAUCUCAAAGUAUUAUUGUACAAAUAAUAUAUGUUUGGAAUACCAGAUAACUGAGCAUUUAUCGGUGUAUUAAUGUUUUGUGUUAUGUGAAGUUAUUUGGCUUUGUGGGACUGUGUUUCUAUAUCGUGAAAAUGAAUGCUCACGUGUAUUCUAUUUCCACCACUCUCACAUUUUUGAGGGGAUUACAUAAAUGUGUAAUGUAGUCCUCUAAGAUCGCCGAUGUUUACAGUGACCAUGUUAAAAUUAUAUUAUAGUUACCUACUAUUUCUUAAUAUGUUGUAUAUGUUGUAAUACCUUUUGUUUCGGCUAUGUGCUUCAUAAGACAUUCAGUUAUGUUUUUAACACUGACUUAUUAUGUGACAUCGUGUCAUGUUAUACUGUUUACCUGACUGAAUCAUCAUGUUACAUUUUAAUGUCGUAUCUCAUAAAGACUAGAUUUUGGGUAAUAAGUCAGUGAUUUAGUUUACUGAAGAAACUGGGUCAUCUAACAGUAAUGUGGCUGGCAAUUCUUGCACUGUUGUACCCACAUGUCCUCCUUCACAAAGGGCAUAGAACGGUUGUUACGUUUUUAAUGCGUUGGCACUUACUCGGGCAUAAACUUUUUGCAUACCUAAGUUUUGUGCUUUGUUGUAUUUUAUUCAUUUUUAUCUUGUGUAUAGAGUUUUAGUUAUGUUUAUGCUUCAUGGCCAUAAGACUUGUUCAAAAAAGUAAACUGUGUAUAUAAAUAAGUGUUUAAUGGAGCUGUGGGUGUACAUUAUUACAAAAUGAAGCCGUCAACAAGAAUGCAUGAAAAUGAUUGCUGUACUUGUAUACUUAAGGACCUGUGAUAACUGACAGUGCAUGUCUGAUAUGUUUGGAAUUAACAUGAUAGCAUUUGUCCAUGUUUUAGAUAUCUUAUAACUCCAUUGUAAUAUUUUCAUUAUUUUUCUGGAUUGGGUUUGCGUUUACAACACAGGUAAUGCUAAGAAUAUGGGUGUGAGUGAGUACUAUCAUCUUGAUAAUUACUGUCUCAAAAAUUCGUUAGUUUAUCACAAUUUGGAAAAUAUUUUUCAUUGGUUUACUGUAUUAAUUGUGCAAAAUCUAACCAGAACCCUGUAGUCACAAGUUCUUAUUUUCAUCUACACAUUUUUGGGACUAAAAAUUGAGUAGAUUUAACUGUAUGCAGAAUAAAUACACUUUCUCAUAUUUUGAAGCUGAGAUCCCAUACAUAUUUAGGUCUGCCACUGCCCCACCCCUUUCGUUGUUUAUUCCAUUUUAGCGCGCUCUCUCUCUCUCUCUCUCUCUCUCUCUCUCUCUCUCUCUCUCUCUCUCUCU
Molecule: messenger RNA, 4404 nt
Organism: Schistocerca serialis cubense
Lineage: Eukaryota; Metazoa; Arthropoda; Insecta; Orthoptera; Acrididae
Gene: Pcl
Product: metal-response element-binding transcription factor 2
Exons: 12
Coding region: 375-3068 (897 amino acids)
Biological process (GO): regulation of DNA-templated transcription; chromatin organization
Cellular component (GO): nucleus
Molecular function (GO): chromatin binding; DNA binding
Source: RefSeq, a predicted model, not a curated record